GCUGCGCCCCUCCACCCCACCGGCCACCAGAGCCGGGAGGAGCUGGGCCACGUCGCCCGCGUUGCCCGCGUCUCCACCGCCUCGCUCGGCCGCUUCCAGCCCCGGCUGCCCAAGGAGCCGGCGGAGCCGCCGUCCCGCAGCGGCGGCAAGAAGCGCCGCUUCGAGCCGCUGCUGGGCAACCUGGCGGCAGAGCGCAGCCGGCAGCUGGAGCUGCUGAGGGACAUGAGCAGCAAGAAGCCGGUCCUCGACAUCACCCGCGCCGUCAACAAGCAGCUGCGCCAGGAGGAAGCUGAGGCGGCUGCUGCCAAGGGCAAGAAGCAGUCGCAGCGGGGGAAGCGUGGCCGCCGGCAGCAGCGGGUUGGCCGCAGCGGCAAGAAGAGUGGAGCCCGGCGGCAACAGCAGCAGCGGCCUGCGAGCAGCAGCGCUGGCGGUGGCAGGAGAAAGAAGGCAUGAGGGACGGGGACUCUGUGCAGCACGGGCCUGGGGAUACCUGCCGAGGUGCGGGAAGGGACUGUCAGUGCCAGCCUCCCGCCCAGCACUCUAUUCCCACACAUUGUCAAUAAAUAUGCUCCAGCCUAAAAUGUCCUGCGUUUGGCUCUUAGCUGGCAUUCAAGGAGGGUUGUGUUCUCCAUCCAAGGGGAGCUGGUGGUGUGUCAGGGGGGUUGGGAGCCCCAUUUUGCAGGGACAGGCAGGUAACGUUGCUUCAUGCCUGCAGCGUUUCCAGGCAAGACUGAAGCUGAGCAAAGCUGUCUCUUGCUCAGGUAGCUGGGGCUGGGGAUCGACCGCAGCUAUGAGCUGUGAUUUGAUCGAGUAACAGCCUGCUCAGACAUGAAACAGUCAAAAGGACAGGACGUGGCUGCUGCUGUGUGCUCUGGCCAGGUGGCCUGACGGUGGAGCUCUUGCUCUGUAAGUCAACUGCUGCUGCUCAGCUCUGUGGUAUUCGGGUUCAGUUACAAAACGAACGUGAAAACUCACUGUAAGAUUUAUUGUAGGGCCUAAUAAAUUGUACAGAUUUCCUAGAGAGUUCUGUUGAUUAAAAUAAAAGUCAGAGCUGGUGACCAGCCGCUGAAUUCAACAGAACAAUGUAUUGAACAGGUUAAAACCUAAAUUUCUCCCAGUAUUAACAGUAAUCCAUCAUGUCAUAGAAAUAGUUUCACAGUGUUUUUCUUUACCAAGCAGUUUGAGAGCAGAUAUUUGGAAUUAUCUUUGACUUCUGCUUUUUACUCUUUUGAACUCUAGUGCCUCCUGUACGCAUGAAAUAAAAAAUACUAUUUGCUGUCCCAAUGUGUGGCUUAGCUACAGGAAGGAUGUGGUUUGCCGGGGCUGUUCCUAGUAAGAGGGGUAGUAAAACAAAUUC
Athene cunicularia (burrowing owl) is the source of this 1357-nucleotide messenger RNA. RefSeq names its product ribosome biogenesis regulator homolog (gene RRS1). The annotation marks the transcript as partial. Lineage: Eukaryota; Metazoa; Chordata; Aves; Strigiformes; Strigidae. The record is from RefSeq and is a predicted model, not a curated record. The transcript has a single exon.